Molecule: messenger RNA, 2852 nt
Organism: Aspergillus wentii DTO 134E9
Lineage: Eukaryota; Fungi; Ascomycota; Eurotiomycetes; Eurotiales; Aspergillaceae
Product: CCCH zinc finger and RRM domain protein
Exons: 5
Coding region: 249-2453 (734 amino acids)
Biological process (GO): mRNA processing
Cellular component (GO): nucleus
Molecular function (GO): metal ion binding; RNA binding
Source: RefSeq, a predicted model, not a curated record
CAAAGCCCUUCUCAUCUUCUCCCCCACGCAAUGGCAUGAUCUAGAGGUUGAUCCGUAUAUUACUUUUUCGCUAUUUUAUAUUCAUAGGCCGCUCCCUGGACACCUGUUUACGCCCUAAGACCCUGCUCGUCAAGCUCCGAGCUUAAUUGCGCUUUCGACUGGUGCUGAACCCUCUUCAGGCCCGCAACUGCCAAGCAACCCAUUCUAGCCAGCUUUUUCGAGAUCCAGGUCUCUUUGGAAAAAAAAAUAUGCAGUUUUCCGAAGCACAAGCCGCGGAGGUCAAGGCGUGGGUGGUUCGAAAGUUGGAAGAUAUAUCAGAUGCCGAUUCGGAUGUACUUGCGGACUAUGUCCUAGCGCUCAUUAGAUCCGAUGCGCCGGAUGAUGAGAUCAGGAAAGCUUCUGUGGAGAACUUGGAAGACUUUUUGAGAGAACACACCGCCCAAUUCGUUGAUGAGCUAUUCUCGACGUUUACUCCCCAAAAAGAAGCCCCUCCAUCGGCUCCUCAGCCGCAGACCCAGCCGCAACUUGCGCAUGAUAUCUCGCAUCCUGUGUCAGCUCCUCAACAACCUCUCCCAUUCAACCCGCUAUCAGGUCCCCCGAAAAACUACUAUGGAUCGCCCAUGGGCGGGCCUCACCCGCAAGGUGGACUAGACGGUGCAAACUUCAAUCGCAAACGCAGCUACCAUGAAGGAUUUCAGGCAGACCAGGAACUUCAAGAUGCUCCACACAACCGAACAUUCAAGACCCCGCGUCGAGGCCGAGGAGGUGGCCGAGGAGACUGGAUGGGGAGAGACGGUCGAACUCCUUCAGCGCCUCUCGGACAGUAUCCCCCACCCUCGGGUGGAUUCCCAAUGCCUUCUGCGUUCCCUCCAUUCGAUCAGAAUGACCCGAUGGCAGCGAUGAUGGCUCUUCAGAGUAUGGGAUUCCCCCAGAUGCCAGGAAUGCCUAUGCCUAUGCCUCCUACUGGAGCGCCCGGUCAGCAGCAGCCGGACCAAAUGGCAGCAAAGAGUACCGAACGCUGUCCGUUCUAUGAGACACAGGGUAUUUGUUAUCUGGGAGCUACCUGCCCUUAUCAACAUGAUAUGGUUCCUGGUGCUUCAAAGGACGAUGAAUAUGAUCCAAAAUCAUCUAACAUCAUGACGGAUGGCCAUGGACGAGAUGGUGGUCCCCGUAUGCGUGGCAGCGACAGAGGCCGGGGCCGUGGCCGUGGUGAUCGCGGCGGAUUUGGACCUCGAGGACGUCGAUCAGAGUUCUCUGCAGCUGGGCCCAAUGACGACACAUCAAUUACGACUAUUGUUGUUGAGCAGAUCCCCGACGACAAACUUGACGACGCAAGUGUACGGGAGUUUUUCUCCCAGUACGGUGAAAUUGUUGAACUUUCACUACAGCCACAAAAGAAGCUUGCUUUGAUCACAUAUGACAGCCAUGCUGCAGCCAAACAGGCAUGGUCAAGCCCGAAGGUCAUCUUCGAUAACCGAUUCGUCAAAGUCUAUUGGCACAAGCCCAGAUUUGACAAGAAUGGUGGACAAGGCGGGGGAGAUGAAGGCCCCGCUUUCAAUCAAGAAGAAUUCGAAAAACAGCAAGAGGAAGCACAGAAGGCAUACGAGGAGAAAAUGCAGAAGCGUAGGGAAACCGAGGAAGCGAAGCAGGCUCUGGAAAGACAACGCGAUGAGCUCCUCAAAAAGCAGCAAGAGGAGAAAGAAAGACUCUUGCAGAGACUCGGAGACCAAGGUGCUAGUAAUGGCGUUGGCUCUACCGGCGGAGAGACUGCGGCUCCUGCCGACGAGAAUGCCAGCGAUCAAACCAAACAGCUCCGUGCUCAAUUGGCGGCUCUCGAAGCGGAGGCAAAAACUCUGGGGAUUGACCCUAAUGCUGAAUCCUCUCCUUUCGCCGGCCGUGGUCGUGGAAGAGGAUUCCCUGGCUACCGGGGCAGAGGAGGCUUCCCCCCGCGGGGUCGUGGAUAUGAUCCUUCCUUCCGUGGAGGAUUUCGCGGCAGAGGCAUGGGCCGUGGUCGAGGAGGUGUGUUGCGUCUCGACAACCGGCCCCGGAGAGUUGCCGUUUCUGGUGUCGAGUUCAACUCGGACAAGGACGAAGCUUUGAGGCAAUUCUUAAUUGGCGUUGGGGAAUACGAAUCCAUCGAACCCAAUCCUGAACAACAAGACUCUUUGAUCGUCGCAUUCAAGGAACGCUACCAGGCCGAGCGAUUCAUGUUUGGAAGCUGGACCAUUCCCUCGGUCGGCGAGGUCCAACUCACCUGGGUUCCCAACCCCCCAAUCACUGCACCUACAACCCCAGGCGCUGUGUCGGACACAAAGACCGGGUCGGACGAGGACACAGCCAUGGACAACACAACCGGAUCACUGCCGCCGGAUCAACUGGGCGCACCAAAGGACGGCAAUCAUGACGUUGAUUAUGACGUUGCGGAUAUGGAUGACAGCUGGGGUGUGGAGUAGAUAUGACUAUUUGUACUACGUAUGGAUAUAAUAUUUUCGGCGUUGGUAGCGAGAAAAAUAUUCUUGACUUUUCCCCCUAUCUUUGUCUUUGACUGUGUUAUUCGGUACUGCUGUAGCAUGGAGACAUGUGCAGCCAUUUUGAUAGUUAUGCGUUUGAGUGAUUCAGGUUAAUAUAUACAAGGCCACGGUACUGGCGAAAUACCUAUUGCAUGUUCUGAGGAACAAGCUCUACGAUAUAUCCAUCCUACUAACAGUUAGCCACAAUCAUACCAGAUAAAUAAUCCCCGAAACAAGAGACUAAAGUAUAGAGUAAACAGUCGAAGCUCACCGGGUCAGCCACAUAAGCAAUCUGGUUGAAAAACCUCUUAUAGUUCGGGUGGAUCUCCCCAACACCCACUC